Molecule: messenger RNA, 755 nt
Organism: Alexandromys fortis (reed vole)
Lineage: Eukaryota; Metazoa; Chordata; Mammalia; Rodentia; Cricetidae
Gene: Htd2
Product: hydroxyacyl-thioester dehydratase type 2
Exons: 1
Coding region: 1-519 (172 amino acids)
Biological process (GO): fatty acid biosynthetic process
Cellular component (GO): mitochondrion
Molecular function (GO): (3R)-hydroxyacyl-[acyl-carrier-protein] dehydratase activity
Source: RefSeq, a predicted model, not a curated record
AUGUUCUCUGUGAUUUCUGGUCAUCAUCGCUGGUGGAGUGGGCUUCAGGGGAGACUGUGGCAGAAUCACCUGGUCCCAGCAGGGCAGUGCUUUCAUUGUGUGCACAUAAGGGUUGGAGACCGUGCUGAGCUCAGCAGAGCCUUCACACAGCAGGAUGUGGCUACCUUCUCCAAGUUAACAGGAGAUGACAAUCCUCUGCAUCUAAGUGAAGAUUAUGCAAAACACACCAAGUUUGGAAAGACAAUUGUGCAUGGAGUUUUGAUAAGUGGACUUAUUUCUGCUCUCCUGGGUACUAAAAUGCCAGGGCCAGGCUGUGUGUUUCUUUCCCAGGAAAUUAAAUUUCCAGCCCCUUUAUAUACUGGAGAAGAGGUCUUAGCGUCUGCAGAAGUGAAGAGGCUGAAGCAGUUGGUUGCUGUUGUUGCGGUGUCCUGCUGUGUAGUAGAGAGUAAGAAGACAGUUAUGGAAGGUUGGGUUAAAGUUAGGGUCCCAGAAGCUCCUGGUGCUGAAAUGCACAUUUAAAGUUGUAAGUUCAAACACCUGUGCUCAGUGUCAAAUGACAAAUGGGGACGUGGGCUGUUGCUGUAUACUCAGAAGUCAUGUGGGGAAGGAGAGCAAGUCGACAGUUUGUUUCAUUGUCUACUUUUUAUAUUAACUUUAUGCUUUGUCCAGACUUAAGUAUGUACAAAAUUUGGAGGUUUGGUUUUUUUUGUUUUUUUUUGUUCCUUUUUUUUCCAAUUAUAAAACAAUUGAGAGGG